Messenger RNA from Dujonia railenensis, 1269 nucleotides. The record is from the annotation of a GenBank genome assembly. NCBI's taxonomy places the organism in Eukaryota, Fungi, Ascomycota, Pichiomycetes, Serinales, Debaryomycetaceae.
AUGUCAAAAGUAGAAAUCGUAACAGAAACUGUCAACAAUGGCCGUACCGGUGAGCAGGAAACAAUACAGUACACACAAUCACAGAUGGUUGGCCACGGGUCGUUUGGAGUUGUGUUCCAGACCCAGUUGAUCCCUUCUAAUGAAAUUGCUGCUAUUAAAAGAGUGUUACAAGACAAGAGAUUCAAAAAUAGAGAGUUGCAGAUCAUGAAAUUGGUUCACCACAGAAACAUAGUUGACUUGAAGCACUAUUUCUACACUAAUAAUGAAAAAAAUGAACUCUACUUGAAUUUGAUCUUGGAAUUCGUUCCAGAAACGCUUUACAAGGCACUGCAUUACUAUGUGAGUAAAAGGUUGCUGAUGCCCUCUUUGGAAGUCAAACUUUAUACAUACCAGAUGCUUAGAGCGCUCAACUAUAUACACAGCCAAGGAAUAUGUCAUCGUGAUAUCAAACCGCAAAAUUUAUUAAUUGACCCUUCUAAUGGAGUCUUGAAGCUUUGUGAUUUUGGUUCCGCUAAAAUUUUAAAUCCUAACGAACCAAACGUCUCAUACAUUUGUUCUAGAUAUUAUAGAGCUCCAGAGUUAAUUUUCGGUGCAACCAAUUAUACUACCAAAAUUGAUGUUUGGUCGGCAGGUUGUGUUAUGGCAGAAUUGAUCUUGGGUCAACCUUUAUUCCCAGGUGAACUGGGUAUAGAUCAAUUGGUUGAAAUCAUCAAAAUUUUGGGUACUCCCUCCAAGGAUCAAAUCAAAAAUAUGAAUCCAAACUACAUUGAAUACACCUUCCCACAAAUAAAACCAAUACCAUUAUUGAAGAUCUUCAGAAAAAUGCCAAAUGACUGUAUUCUGUUCUUGAGCAAAAUUUUGCAGUAUUCUCCUAUUGAUAGAAUUUCAUGCAUCGAAGCUUUAUGUGAUCCAUAUUUUGAUGAGUUGAGGAAUUCUGAGACGAAACUUCCAAAUUAUAGAAAAUUAUUCUCCCAGCAACAAAGUCAAAAUUAUAAUGGUCAUUCUAAUUCAGCAUCGCACCACCAAAAUUCUUCCAACAGUUACUCUUCGAAUGCGGCCAACUAUCAAUUAUAUGAAAGUCAGCCUGAUUCAAGAAAUUUACCUGAAUUGUUUGACUUUGAUGACAGGGAACUUUCCGUUGAUACUAAAUUGAAUCAAAAGUUAAUUCCUAACUUUGCCUAUGAUAGAUUAUUGUUGAAGAGCGGGAAUAAGACUUUAGAGGGCUUUGUUCCUUUAAACGCAGAGGAAUUAAAGGUUACCCUAGAUUAA